This is a messenger RNA of Vitis riparia (riverbank grape), 2171 nucleotides long. Its product is annotated as protein IQ-DOMAIN 14. The record is from RefSeq and is a predicted model, not a curated record. The transcript has 7 exons. Lineage: Eukaryota; Viridiplantae; Streptophyta; Magnoliopsida; Vitales; Vitaceae. Gene Ontology annotation, molecular function: protein binding. Bases 359 to 1966 code for a protein of 535 amino acids.
CUCUUUCUCUCUCUCUCAUCAUCAUCAUCAUACCGAAAGAAAAGAAAAUUAUAUAUCCCACAAAAGGUGAAAGGUGGGAAAGAAAGUGAAAAUUCUUGAGGAGAACCAUAUUCAAAGUAAAGGGAAAGAUAUAAGCCAAAAAACAAGAACAUAUAGCUUAAAGUUUAUAGGAAGGAAGAGAAGGGUUGGCUCAUCUUCAUCUCUCCUCCCCCUGCCCCUCUUCUUUUGGUUGCUUCAGCCUUUUCUGAAAGUGGGUUUUCAAGGGUUUCAACAGUUUUGCCUUCACAAGGGGUGAGAAAUUGUGUUGAUAUGCUUGGUGGGUUCAGGUUUUCCACGGUGCGAUGGUAAAGCCCAGAACAUGGGAAAGAAAGGGAGUUGGUUUUCUGCAAUCAAGAGGGUUUUCAUACCCAACUCCAAAGAGAAACUAGUCAACGGAACAGAGAGGAAAAAUGCGAAAGAGAAGAAAAAGAAAGGGCGAGAUACACAUUCUUUUAUUCCGCUCUUCAGAGAGCCAAGUAGUAUUGAAAAAAUAUUAGGGGAUGCUGAAAGAGAGCAGCAAAAUAAAAUAUUUCUUAGGCCUCCAACGCCUUCUGAGACACCAAAAGUACCAACUCCUGUGCCUCCUAGAGUUUCCUCUCCGAGGGUAACUUCUCCAAGGGCUGCUGCUUCACCGAGGGCUGCUGCUUCACCGAGGGCUGUUGCAUCACCGAGGGCUGUUGCAUCACCGAGGGCUGCUGCUUCACCAAGGGCUGCGUCUCCUCGGGCUUUUCAUCAUCACAAGGAAGUCAGCUACAGACCCGAACCAACUCUCAGGAAUCACCAUAUUGCAGCUAUCAGGAUCCAGACAGCAUACAGAGGUUAUAUGGCAAGGAGGAGCUUCAGAGCACUCAGGGGUCUGGUGAGGCUACAGGGAGUUGUGAGAGGCCAGAAUGUGAAGCGCCAGACAACAAAUGCAAUGAAAUGCAUGCAGCUGUUAGUGCGGGUUCAGUCACAGAUUCAGUCCCGGAGGAUCCAGAUGUUAGAAAACCAGGCACUCCAACGUCAAUCUCAAUACAAAAACGACAAGGAACUGGAGAGCAGCAUAGGCAAAUGGGCCUCAAGCCAGCCAUCUGAGGCAGGUAACAAUGAAGACUGGGAUGAUAGCCAGCUGACGAAAGAGCAAAUAGAAGCUAGGUUGCAGAAAAAGGUGGAGGCAGUCAUCAAGAGAGAGAGAGCCAUGGCCUAUGCAUAUUCCCACCAGUUGUGGAAAGCCACCCCUAAAUCAGCCCAAGCAUCUAUAAUGGAUAUCCGAUCUGGGGGAUUCCCAUGGUGGUGGAACUGGUUAGAACGUCAGCUCCCUCCGGCAAAUCCUCCUGAAAGUCAAGCCACCAAGAGCAUCCUACUAACACCCACAAGACCGACUCCAGAUCUCAGGCCAAGUCCUCGACCCCAAGCAAGCAACUACAGGCAACAGAGUUUCGGGUUUGACAAUCUUGAGUCACUCACACCAAAGUCCUCAAAAUCAGCAGUACCUGCAAGAGCAAAGACCCCUCCAAAUAGAGUGCCACAAGCGAACGGCUCAAAUCUAUCAAGAUAUCCAAAGCCGAGAGCUAGUGCAGCUGAUUCUACCUUUGAUGUGCCACUGAGAGAUGAUGAUAGCCUCACCAGUUGCCCGCCAUUUUCAGUUCCAAACUACAUGACUCCAACAGUGUCAGCUAAAGCCAAAGUGAGAGCUAACAGCAACCCCAAGGAGAGGUAUCCAGUGACUCCCAGUGCUGAAUCAAAGAGGCGGCUUUCGUUCCCUUUGGGUCAAGGCAUUGGGUCUUUCAAGUGGAACAAAGGCACCUUGUUCUCUAGCAAGGAUUCCACCUCUCAGAGGGUGAUAGAGAGGCACCAGUCUCUGCAAUCUACUGGGAAUUUGAGUGUGGAUUCGACCGUUUCUUUGCCAGCUACAGUUGGGAGGAAGCCAUUUAACCGAUUUGUGUGAUCUCUUUACCCUUUUCUUUUGUUUUCUCAACCUUCUAAAUUUCAUAUUUGGCGAGUCUUUUCUUUUUUUCUUCAUAUUGUUAAUUGAGUGUAUGGUGAUAUCUUUACAAAUUACUGAUGUAUAAUAAUAAAGAUACAGUACUAGGAAUUGAUGGUUUGAAUGUAAGAUGAUUUGGGUUUUCAAAAGAUAUCUUGUUACAUUUCCU